This is a messenger RNA of Temnothorax curvispinosus, 4608 nucleotides long. RefSeq names its product tubulin glycylase 3A-like. The transcript is spliced from 22 exons. The record is from RefSeq and is a predicted model, not a curated record. Gene Ontology annotation, biological process: cilium movement; cilium assembly; protein polyglycylation. Lineage: Eukaryota; Metazoa; Arthropoda; Insecta; Hymenoptera; Formicidae. Gene Ontology annotation, cellular component: cilium. Gene Ontology annotation, molecular function: protein-glycine ligase activity, initiating. The coding region runs from base 502 to 4440 and encodes 1312 amino acids.
AAUGACUCGAGGGAAGAACAAGAGAGGUUCCAUUAAACGAUUUCGUCGAUAACGCGGCGGGGUAUCAGAAUCAUCAGCGCAAUCUUAUUGCUUCUAUAAGGGGCGCCUUAAAACACCCCUGGGGCGCGCGCCUGCGAAAUAUCAGAUUCUACCACCUGACUCGCGUUUGUCUACGUCCUCGUCGUUCAGUCUUGCCUCCACUUCCAUCCGGGCAUGUUUUUCAUCUUCGUCCGAAUAGUCCGUCGCGUUGGUUCUCCACUUGAUCCUCCGAAGCCACGGUUGUUAAUCGGUUUUGCGCGAAUACAUUUACUCUUUGGUAUCUGCGAAGGAUGUAUUCAUCAUCUGGAGAGCAUCGAAGAUUCAACAGUUUCAGAUUAAAAUAACGGCGUUUCCUUCGAGCACGCUUCCUUCUUGCUGAAAUCUAUCGGAGCGAUGAAGAACAUAUGAAAAUUAACGAAACGCAUUUGCGCGGAAAAGCUUUGCGGUUCUUAGACCCGCUACAUGAAUGCCAAGGAUGAAUCAUCCUCUUCAAAUCUGGAAAGUUCAAGCGAGGAUAAGAAGGACAAAAAAGAAAAUAUCGAGAACGAAGAUGAAAAUCCCGGAGAGGAAGUGGUGACAAAGACGGAUGCGACAAAUUGUGAUACCAAAUCUCUCGAAGAGAAACCAAACUGCCCGGAAAAUAAAACCGAACCGUCUUUAGAACUGCCUUUAGAACCGACCCUUCACGAACGAUUUUUGCGUAUCAAGCAAACCGUGAAGGACGCUAUAGCUGCCCAUCAUACUUUUAUGAUUUACGGCAAGUCACGGGUCAUUCGCGAUUGCAUGUUGAAACGAGGAUGGUGUGAGAAAUUUUAUCGCAGAAACAGUGGCGGCGAUCAGCAUGUCGGCGUCGAUUCCAGCCCGGUAUAUCUACUGGCUGGUAUCGGCGAUCUGAAGGAUCAGCAAAGCGAACGUCUAUUGAUAUCAAAGAUGCUCACCAAUCACACCGUCGACUUUCUGUGGAACACUGGGUCUGACUGGCCCGGAUGGCCUGCCCAAGAUAACAAAACUACUGUGUUCAAUCGAUAUUGUCGAGCUGGCUUUACAUCCAAGGUGGGCUUGUGUUCAAGCGUCAGGCAAAUGCACUGGUAUUAUGAAGCUGGAGUGGCUAACACUUUGUUUCCGCGUUGCUACAACAUAUGCCAGGGCGAUCAGAUGCACGCCUUCGUCGAGGACUUUCGACUCACAGGCUGUCUGAGUCUCUUGAAAUGGUUGGUGGACAAGGUCAACGCCGAGGACGAAGACGCCGUGCGUUCACCAACCGGCACAGUGCCUCUCAAGGCUCUCGACUUCGCAAUUAAGAGAUGUAGCGACUAUAUUAGCGCCCAAUCGCACGAGGACAUUGAUCAGGAGGCUGAGAAGGUUUGGUCUCACCAGUGGGACCAAUUUAUCACCUGGUACUACCAGAUUGUUCGCGGUCAAGCUCUCUUUGUCCGCACCAACGUGCCCUUCAACAAAUAUGUCCUAGCUUCGAAGCAUAUAUUAAAGAAGAUGAGGAAGUAUUGGCCACAGAUAGAUAUGGACGGCAUAUUGAACAUGUGGAUCUUGAAACCUGGGAACAAGAGCCGGGGACGCGGUAUUGUUCUGAUGAACAAGCUGGAGGACGUAGUAGCGAAAGUAAACCCAACAGGCAAACCGGACACGCGAUAUGUCGUGCAGAAAUAUAUCGAACGGCCAUUACUGAUUCACAAUACAAAAUUCGACAUACGUCAAUGGUUCAUCGUGACGUGCGCUCAACCUUUAACUCUCUGGAUGUAUAAAGAAAGCUACCUUCGUUUUUGCUCGCAAAAGUUCAGUCUGGAUGACUUCCAUGAGUCGAUUCACCUGUGCAAUAACGCGAUUCAAUGCAAAUACAAUAACUGUGGCGACAGGGACUCUGCUCUACCCGCGGACAAUAUGUGGGACGCCACGACAUUCAAGGAAUUCCUCAAAUCUCAGGGUCACAGUGAUGCAUGGGACGAUCUGAUAUACCCGGGAAUGAAACAAGGCCUUGUGGGCUCGUUAUUGGCCAGUCAAGAGGCCAUGGACCGACGAAAGAAUAGUUUCGAACUGUACGGCGCCGACUUUAUGGUCAUGGAAGAUUUUUCCGUAUGGCUGAUCGAGAUCAACAGUCAUCCAGACAUGAGCUACUCCACUAGUGUUACUACGCGAUUGUGUCGACAAGUGAUGGAAGAUACCAUUAAAGUCGUGGUAGACUUUCGAGAAGAUAAAAAUGCAAAUACUGGAGAUUUUGAGUUAGCAUAUAAGCAGAGAAUGCCGAGCUGCCAGCCGUAUUUAGGCGCAGCUCUUUCGCUUCAGGGUACUCGUAUCACCACCUGUGAGAAGAAAUCAAGUCUGUAUCAGGAUUCCAAAUCCAGCCUAGUCGCAAGGUCUCCAAUGACGAAAAAGAAGUCGAUGGUACAUAGUAACAUCGGGCCAGUAAUCGUCGAUCUCAUCGAGGAACUGGAGAUCCAGCUCGAUCAAGAAUUGUACUCUUAUUAUAAUACAGAUUCGCCCAAGUCGAGACCAGCACUUCCGGCGACUGCACCGGCAAAGCCUUCGAAGGCAUCCAUUUCCGAUGAGAAAGCGGAAACCGUGACAAAGAGUACUUCAGCAUGUACAACAUCUAUUAUCAAGACAAAGUCACCAACUCCAUCUAAAACUAACGUCCAGAAUCACACUAAAUCUUCGAAUAACGAGAAAAAAUCUUCGCAUAAACCGGCACGAAAGUUACGCACGGUCACUGCGGGCAGCAAACUGGAUACAUCUCCGAGACAAACGUUGAUCUCAAAGAUUAUGGCUCUUCAGGAACAAUCGACGAAUAUGGCGACUAAAUCUGAGAAAUCGUCGAGAAAAAAUGAAGAUAAGAUCAUCAAAUCUGCGAUGCGAGAUGCCGUAAAAAAGUACAAAAGAAACGUGACUAUCCGGCCGGAAGUACCGCCACUGCCAUCCCUACUUACGUCAACACCGAAAGUCACUCCCGUGUCGACAACGAAGAGCAAGAGCCGCAGCUUCCCGAAAAAACAAACGCAUAAAAAAAAUAAAAUUCUAACAGACAUCUCCGAUAUGUAUGCUGUCGGUUUGAAUGGUUUACAGCAAAUAGAAAAAUUGCUCCGGAUUCCAGCGGAUUUUAUAUGGUAUACGAACAAGAGACCUAUUAUAAGAACGGACGACAAGACUACAGUGAACAAAUUCGCUGGUAGCUAUUUUACGUCCAAGUCAGCACAAAUGGAAGAGUUCAUACAGGAUUAUUACAUCACUGCGUGUUUCGGAACUUUAAAAUGGUUCUCGUUGCUCGCCAAUUUGGUAGGACCGAAGAAUACCUGGUCCCCAAAUGGAACAAUCCCCGUAAAUGCAAUUUCCUUCGCUUUGGAACGCUGUAUAGAAUAUAUAAGUAUUCAAAUACAUGAGGACAUAGACCGUACAGAUUAUGAGGAUACACCUCUUCCUGCUUGGCACCAAUUUUUAGAUUGGUAUCACGAUAUAAUAUACAAGCGUGUUUUAUUGAAAGAAACCGAUAAAGUUGACAUAGAUGAGCUUGUAGUAUCUGUGCGCGAUAUAGUAAGAACAAUGAUUAAGUACCGACCACAAAAUAAGAUCGAUGGUAUAAGAAAUAUAUGGAUUUUAAAGCCAGGCGACGAUAGUUCAGGACGCGGAAUUGUUCUACAGAGUUCUUUGGUUGAUAUUCUCGCCAAGGUGAAUCAAGCAGCGAAAGAAAGUGUCGCGUAUGUCGUGCAGAAAUACAUAGAACGACCACUGCUUGUUCAUAAGACAAAAAUAGAUAUCAGGCAAUGGUUUCUGAUAACUAGUACACAACCUCUCGUCGUGUGGAUGUACAAGGAUAUUUUAAUACGAUUUGCUUCGAAAGAUUUCACCCUCGGUAAUUUUCACGAGUCCAUUCACUUGUGCAACACGACGGUACAGCUCAAGUACCGAAAAUUACCAACAUGUAAUUCCGACUUACCUGAGCAACGUCAUUGGAAUCUUCAAGACUUCAGGGAUUAUCUUCAAUCGCGCGGUCAAGAGUUGGCUUGGGAAACGACAAUCAGACCGGGAAUAAAGCAAAACCUAAUAGGAGCACUUCUGGCGUCGCAGGAUAACAUGGUAAAUCGUAAGAACAGCUUUCAAUUGUACGGUGCUGAUUUCGUAGUGGCCGAUGAUUUUUCGGUAUGGCUGUUGGAAAUAAAUACCAAUCCACGAUUACAUCCACCAAGCAGCAAAGUCACCGCGAAGCUCUAUCCGGAAGUAAUCGAAGAUGCAAUGAAAGUGGUAUUAGAUCGGCGUAAAAAUAAAAAAGCAUCCUACGGAAGAUUCGAAUGUAUUUACAAGCAACGCAAUCCAUUUUGCGGCAUCAAUAUUUUGGGACAAGGCACGAGUCUCGGUAUUCGUGGCAAGGGUUUAUUCGUUACGAAAUCAUCGUGACAUUUCUGACGUAACACGACUAUCUAAAGUGACAUCGCCGAAAUUCAUCUGUCAGAAAGUCUAUUUUGCAAAGAACUGUUUCAAUCUCGAUCAUAAUCUGCUCGGUAACGCAAGCAAUUUCGUAUUAGCAUAUAAACAAAGUUGCAAAUCGCCAUGUACGUGUAUAAA